This is a messenger RNA of Coffea eugenioides, 2582 nucleotides long. Its product is annotated as translation factor GUF1 homolog, mitochondrial. The transcript is spliced from 11 exons. Gene Ontology annotation, cellular component: mitochondrion. NCBI's taxonomy places the organism in Eukaryota, Viridiplantae, Streptophyta, Magnoliopsida, Gentianales, Rubiaceae. Gene Ontology annotation, biological process: positive regulation of translation. Gene Ontology annotation, molecular function: mitochondrial ribosome binding; GTPase activity; GTP binding. The record is from RefSeq and is a predicted model, not a curated record. Bases 175 to 2211 code for a protein of 678 amino acids.
AAGCCCUCUCCAGCCACCAAACACGCCGGCCUCCCAAAGACACCAUAGCCGGCGACUCUGAGACCACCAUUUUUAGCUUUUCCGUCAUCAUAAUGUUUCAAUGACACGUCACUAGAGAACCUUCAGGCUUGUUUAGUUGUUUUUGUUCCCACAGUUGAUUGAUAAACCCUGAAAAUGGUCUCUCUCAGCAGAGCCUCUAAAACCCUGAAAUCCAAAUACGCUCAAUUUUCUCAUUUUAUAUUCAUAGGCAGGGCCAACAACGGCACAGCCCCAGUAGCCAAUAGUUGUAAUAGUAGAUUGGUUUCACCCUAUUGCCAGUUGGGUUGGGGUCAAAAUGCCUUCUUUUGCUCACAUUCUUGUCGACAUAGCAUCAAAGACGGUUCAAGCAUAGAUUUAAGUCAAUACCCUUGUGAUAAAAUUCGUAACUUCUCAAUUAUUGCCCACGUUGAUCAUGGGAAGUCCACUUUAGCUGACCGGCUUUUGGAGCUCACUGGUACCAUUAGAAAAGGACACGGUCAACCUCAGUACCUUGACAAAUUGCAGGUAGAAAGAGAGCGAGGAAUAACUGUUAAGGCGCAGACAGCAACUAUGUUUCAUAAGCACAACUUCUUGGGGAGUGAUACGUACUUUUUACUGAACCUGAUUGAUACGCCUGGGCAUGUGGAUUUCAGCUAUGAAGUUUCGAGAUCUUUGGCAGCUUGCCAGGGUGCCCUUUUAGUGGUUGAUGCAGCACAAGGGGUCCAAGCGCAAACUGUUGCAAACUUUUAUUUAGCUUUUGAAUCCAACUUGGCUAUAAUCCCUGUUAUAAACAAAAUUGAUCAGCCAACUGCUGAUCCAGACCGUGUGAAAGCACAAUUGAAAUCCAUGUUUGAUCUUGAUCCAAGUGACGCACUGUUAACAUCUGCAAAAACAGGACAAGGUUUGGAGAAGGUUCUUCCGGCUGUCAUUGAGCGGAUACCUCCUCCUCCUGGAAAAAGUAAUUCCCCUUUACGUAUGCUCUUGUUAGAUUCUUAUUAUGACGAGUACAAGGGAGUUAUAUGCCACGUAGCAGUUGUUGAUGGUGCUGUAAGAAAGGGCGAUAAGAUUUCAUCUGCUGCAACUGGUCGAUCCUAUGAAAUUUCGGACGUUGGGAUCAUGCAUCCUGAACUCAUCCCUACUGGAGUGCUUUUAACUGGACAAGUUGGAUAUGUAGUCAGUGGCAUGCGAUCAACUAAAGAGGCUCGUGUUGGAGACACUCUUCAUCAUUGUCGAAGCACUGUGGAACCCCUUCCAGGUUUCAAGCCAGCAAAACAUAUGGUAUUUUCUGGCCUAUAUCCUGCUGAUGGAUCUGAUUUUGAAGCACUUAACCAUGCUAUAGAGAGACUGAUGUGCAAUGAUGCCAGUGUUUCUGUUACUAAAGAGACUAGCUCAGCACUUGGCAUGGGUUUUAGGUGUGGUUUCUUGGGGUUACUUCACAUGGAUGUUUUUCACCAGAGGCUUGAACAGGAACAUGAAGCACAUGUCAUUUCAACUGUUCCGACUGUACCAUAUAUUUUCGAGUACUCAGAUGGAAGCAAGUUAAUAGUUCAGAAUCCUGCUACAUUGCCUUCAAAUCCCAAGCAUCGUUUGACAGCUUGCUUGGAACCUACUGUGGUAGCUACGAUAAUUAUCCCUAGUGAGUAUGUCGGGUCUGUUAUAACUCUUUGCUCUGAGCGGCGGGGGGAGCAGCUAGAGUACUCAUUUAUCGAUAGUCAACGUGCUUUUAUGAAAUACCGUUUACCAUUACGAGAAAUUGUUGUGGACUUUUACAACGAAUUGAAGAGUAUAACAUCUGGAUACGCAUCAUUUGAUUAUGAGGAUGCAGGAUACCAGACCUCAGAUUUGGUGAAACUUGAUGUUCUCUUAAAUGGUCAAUCAGUUGAUGCUAUGGCGACUAUUGUCCAUAAAUCAAAGGCACAACGUGUUGGCCGAGAACUUGUGGAGAAGCUGAAGAAAUUCAUUGACAGGCAAAUGUUUGAGAUAACAAUACAAGCUGCCAUUGGAUCAAAGGUCAUUGCCAGAGAAACGCUCUCGGCUAUGAGGAAAAAUGUACUUGCAAAGUGCUAUGGUGGUGAUGUUACCAGAAAGAGGAAAUUGUUGGAGAAGCAGAAAGAAGGGAAGAGGAGAAUGAAGCGUGUUGGCUCUGUUGAUAUACCUCAAGAGGCUUUUCAUGAGCUAUUGAAGAGUUCAUGAAGAUAGGAGAGCUCUUUGCUCAUCGUUCAUGCCCAUACUCCAUGAAGAGAUUUUUGUCUAGUAUUGAGUUUUCCUGAACAGUUCGCUUGGUAAUUAAACCAUCGUUAUGAGUUUCGGAUUAUCUUUGUGGCAUCGUUGAAUCAACCAAGGCAGCCUUCCUGAAAAAGGGGGAAAAAAAAUUAAGGUAGCCGAAUUACUUGCUGGUUUGGAUCAAUUGACGGAGUCCAAAUUGUAUGCUGGGUUCUCUUUUGCGUAUUUGGUCGAGCAUCGGAAAGACCGGCAAUAACGUUGACGUCGUAGUUCGGUUCCUUUGGACUUCUUCUUUUUUUUUUUUUUUAAAUAUAUAGCGUAUCUUCAAUAGAUUGUCCUUU